AUAACCCAGACAACACAUGAUAUCCACUGGAUGUCCGAUCCGCUUCCGAUAUAUCCUAUGUUGAUCCACGGCUAUUGUGGACUACCACUGGACGUCCAUCACAUAUCCAAUCUGGAUGGUCCAAAACAAAUCCCAGAUAGUUGUCCAUAGGACAUCAUACAAAGGAUGACCAUGGGUUUUUUAAUUUAUUUGUAUAAAAUAGUUGACUUUCCAUUUUCAUUCUUUAUUUUUCAAUUAUUUAUUUCAAUCAAAUAUACUACAUUAUAUUUGAGUAUAUAAUAUGUUAGUAUCAACUAAAUGAUAUUCUUCAAUAAAUUUCAUCGGGCGCCCGUCACUCUCCAACCCCUUAUAUGAUCGGGAUGAAACUUGGCACACAUGCAGACCUAUAUGACCCCCGAAAGGUCUGUGAAGCACAUCCUUAUGUUUCACCCCUGGCACUCACAACAACCCUCCAAAAUUUAGCGAAAAUGUUAUUUAAACUCGAAUUCCAAGCGUGGAUUAGGGCUGAAAUUGACAUAUAGGGACUAUCUUUGAGUUUAAUUUUAAUUCUAGGACGAGGGGAAGCUAGAUUCAGAAUAGUUUAGGAGCAAUGAAUUUUCAAAACUCUUAUCACCAAACGACUUUGAAAAUUUUGUGCAUCAUAUAACAAAAAAUUACUUACUCAUAACAAGAGUAAGUUUUCUAGAUGUAAAACUGCAUUACAAAUACUUUUUAUUUUGUAUAUUUUUUCAAUUAGGGCCAUAGUUUUUGAGUAAAAAGCAUUUUUACUUGUUUUUUGUUCAUUCAACUCUAAUCAGACAGAAUCCUGGUGAUGCUGUGGAAAGCAAUAGGAUUUUUGUGAGAUUUAACGAAAAAAUUUCAACUUUUCCAUACUUUGUAUGAAAUAGCUAAUUAACUUAUCAUAUAUAAUAGUGAGAACCUUAGUAGGCUAUAUAUAUUUCCAGUUUUCUUAAGUUUUAUUUGAAAAAAAAAUGGAGAAUAGCUAUAAAUAUUGAUCUUGUGAUAUUUUAAAUUAGAGCUAAAUAGCGCGCGCAGAAUGUAUGUAGGUAGCACUGGUUCUGCGCCAUGGCCAUUUUGAUCUAUAUAAGUUGAAAGGGAAAGUGUUUGCUCGCUGGCUGUUUGCUCUUCUUUCUUCGGUCUUUACUUCUUUGUGGCUAUCUUGAAAACGUUGAAUCCUAGAAUUCUUGAAAAACGUGGAUCCAUAAAUUGCAAAGAAUUCAGAAAAGAAGUUCUUCAGCAAUUAGCUCUUCUGAGAGCUACUACUAACAGCAAGCGAGACACGUUGGAAUCAAUAUUGAAAUCUCAAAAUGAAAAUACAGACCCCUGGUCAAACCAGCAGCAUUAUGAAAUCAACUUUGAUCCGGCACGAUUGCCAAUGAAGACUGAGGAGAGUCUGCUUAAAAUAGAAGAGGAGCUGAGAGAUAAUCAUUCCAAAAAUAACAUGGUCAACUACCUGAGUAAAAUUGGCGAAAACAGCAUAAAUGACAUGACGAAAAGAAUAAUGAGAAGACUUAUUGGUGAUGAAUUAGCCAAAGACUACAGCUGGUUUGGUGCGAAAGGGAAAAAACAGUUUUCAAUUCUUCAAAGUGCCAGAGUCCUUGAAGCUGUUAAGAUGGGGUUUCAAGAAGCAACGGAAAAACCGAUUGAAGAGGCCACCAAAAAUUGGUUGAGGCAUGCUCCUGAACGUCAAAGCGGAAAACAAAAACGGUUCUUGUAGUAGCUGUAGUAAAACAUCUAAAAUUGCAUAAUAUAUUUGCCAUAAAACAAAACAAAAACGGUGUUUGUAGUAGCUGUAGUUAAACAUCUAAAAUUGCAUCAUAUAUUUGCCAUA
Molecule: messenger RNA, 1831 nt
Organism: Nilaparvata lugens (brown planthopper)
Lineage: Eukaryota; Metazoa; Arthropoda; Insecta; Hemiptera; Delphacidae
Exons: 4
Coding region: 1376-1717 (113 amino acids)
Source: RefSeq, a predicted model, not a curated record